UGUAUUGUUUUCGUUUUAGGCUGAAUAUACAAUAUGUAAAGAUAAGGCUAGCUAUAGCUUUGCUCAACUCUUAAACAGGACAUUGGUAUGGUCAGGGACAUCUUCUCUGUUAUAACAGAAUGGGCAGUUAUAUCCUCAUGGUAAUUGUGACGGCUGACCAAGAAGCAGCAAUUGAAGAUCUGUUUCAAAUCAAAGGAUGGACAUACGAUAAAACUGGAGUAGUUCCAUUGCCAAGGGAACAAACUCUGUUAGGUCUAAAUCACAACAAACUUGCUGACUGCUCACCAGGUGAUAUCCAACAAACUUUCCAUCCAUCUUAUCAUCAAAGUGUAUCACAGAUUUCUAACUCGCUGCUAACAGUAGAUACUGCAUCAGCAAAAGAGAUACAUGAAAAAAGUUUGACUGCUGAAUCGCAGUGCCAAAGCAUUAUGGUAAAAAGUACAAGUGAUUCAAAUCUAGAGAAUUCACAGGUUUGUCAAAACAGAAUUCAGCGGCUCCCUACAUGUAAUUCAGUUAAUCUUAACUACUCAGAUAUAUCAAGAGAAGCAAGUAAACAGUUUGAAGUUAACAGAGUUGAUCCAACUACACAAGCAACUGUAAAGAAACAAGAUUUGCAUCAACCUGUGAAUUGUACGUCUCAUUUUACAUCUCAAACAGCAAAAUCUAGUGCAGAUUUGUAUAAAGACAGCUUAACAGUAUUAGCGGAUCAAAGAAAUGAGGCUAUUGGUGCAGCUGUUUCAGGUAAACAUAACAUGGAGAUAAUUAUGUGUAAUGUCAACAUUGAAGAUAAGUUCCAAGAAUUCAACAUGGUUAAAAAUGGAGCUCAUGUUGAGACUGCAAAAGAAUCUGUGAACGAUGAUUCAAAAUCCUUUCUUGCUCAGAAAGAAAGGAUUGAUUUGAAUAAUGGUACCAACGUUUCAAAGAUGUCCAACCCUAGUUUAGAGGAUAGGUGUAUUGUAAAUGCUUGUUUUGAUAACAAAUUACUGAAUGACUUUGAUAUGAUUUGUAAAAUCUUAAAGAAUGCCAUGCAAAUAGAGUUUGACAAGAAACUAAUUCUGCCGAAAUUGGAAGAAAUUCUAACUUCUGGAAGAUAUUUGUGGAAUAAAUCUUCUGAAAUGGGAAGAGUUGGUCAAGGAAAAAGAGAAUUGAAUAAAGAUUGCUUUCUGAAUGAAAAAGAUAAAAGUUAUGGAGUCCGAGAAGAAAAGGAAGUCAUUAAUGAUUUAGAUAAACAGAAAGAAAUUGAAGACAAUGAUACUGAUUUAAUUGAAGAUAAAAGCCCAACUACACCAAUGACUUUCAAUACUCAAGAAAUUGAGGCAGACAGUGAUUUUAUAGGUAAUUCUGGAACCAUAGUUAAAGAUGCAAGAAAAUACAAAAAUGUGAAAAUAAAGUCAGGUCAAAGUGAAUCUUAUAGUAAAAGUACGAAAUGGAUAAAAUGUGAGAUUUUGAAUUGUUCUGGUGAUAUUGACAAAGCAUUUGAAGAGAAUGCAAAUGAUAUUAAUCAUCUUGAUGGUGUUAGUUCUUUAACAAGUAAAUCAAAGGAAAGCGGGAAGUGGAAAUGUAAUAGUAACAAACAAAGUAUUGUCUUCUAAUG
Molecule: messenger RNA, 1594 nt
Organism: Ruditapes philippinarum (Manila clam)
Lineage: Eukaryota; Metazoa; Mollusca; Bivalvia; Venerida; Veneridae
Exons: 2
Coding region: 120-1592 (490 amino acids)
Source: RefSeq, a predicted model, not a curated record